AUGGCAACCUCUCCAGAAGAUUUUCAUCUCCUACCAGUGGAGAGCCUGUCAAAGGCUGUUCUGCCCCCAAUUGGAGGAAUGUGGCAUUCUGAUGAUGUGGACAAGGCCAUCAAAGCAAAGAAGGAGAUGGAGGAGAAGUUAAAAGCUCACCAGAAGCUGCUGAAACAUAGGAGGAGUAAAGUGAAACGAAACCAACUCCAUAUGAUAAUGGUCUCCAGAGCCAUGAAGAGUUACAGACAGAGCCAAGAGAGUGGAGCUGUGCGCAGUCUUUCACCAGAACCACAAUUUCCAUCUACUAUGAUCAGCAAGGAGCGGAAAAGAAUGAUGAACUACAGUUUCUUAAAGCGUUGUGUAGAGAGUCGACCCUAUGCUCCGAUCCAGCAACAGUGGUUGGACUCAAUUGUAGCCCGAGUCUCCCCUAAACUGAAAGAGAACCCUGAGAUGAAUAAACUUCUACAGGAGCUCUGCGUGGAAGUCAGCGAUGAGUUCCACAAAGUGAUUGUCAAGCACACAGUGGGCACAGUUUUAAAGGAUCCUCAGCAACAAGAACAGAGCUCAAAAACACAGAGAGUUUCUCAGUCAAAAAUUCUUGAUUUCUCAAAACCAUGGCAUGAUAGCUUUGUAAAACGCUGCAAGCUGGUAAAAGCAAAUUUGCACAUUCUACAUCCUGUGAUGCAAACUUUGUUGGAUAUCGGCUACUCAACAUUUUCUGAACUGUUCCUAGUUGAUCUGUCAGCAUUUCGAGCUUUAGGACCUCUGGAAUAUAAAAGCCUACAGAACAAAGUAGCCGUGAUGUGUAAGAAGAAAGAAGACAGUAUCAUGAGUACCUGGUAUCCUAAAAUCAUCCACUUGUUAACAAAUGAAAAAAUACAGAAGCGCGUUAAAGCUGAGAAAAUGGAUUCAUUUUAUAACUGUGCAUCAACCCUUAUUUCCAAUCAGUUAAAAUCGGUGCUCCAGGCAAAUGUAGAAAAGUUUGUCAGUGUAUUUGAUCCAAACAACCACCACUGCUUGCCUGUGUUUCGCAUGGCUUUGACAUUUGAUGAUGAAAAAAUGGAAAUCUACCCCACCCUCCAAGAUUUGGAAGACUCUGUUUUGAAUAUCCUUAAUGCCAUAGCAAAUACACUGCAGAAAGUACAAACUGUGCAGUCGUGGAUGGAACAAACCUCAUCUUCAUUUGUGGAUGCCACUGUGCCUGAUGAGGUCCUUUCUUGGGCUCAGUCCACUGUGAAGAAUGCUGUGCAAAAGAACCUAGAAGAACCCGACCAACAUUUCAGGACUUACGUGAACAACUAUGACUGGCUUGUGAAUGGGACUGCACAGAGCAAAGUAGACACAUUUAUGAAGGCGGAGCUCUCCUUUGAUGAGUACACUAAGCAAGUGGAAAAGUUUCAUAUGCUGUCAGAUGAGAUUAGCAGGCUCCCAUCAAAACUCUUCUUCCCAAUGGUCCUUCUGAACUGUGAGGAGCUGAAAAAAGGUCUCACCAACAAAGCUAAAAUGUAUGCCGAAACAUUUCUGAAGAAACUCGUCAUUGCGCAUAGAGAGCAAAAUUUACAGAUCUGUUUUGAAUUUCAAGAAAUCCAAAAGAAAGUUCUGGAAGUUCCAAAAAGCACAGAAAACAUUGCUCAGAUAGAAGAAUACAUCAAGUUUACCAAAACCAAGGGGGUUGUGCAACUAAGUGAAAGGUUAAAGGAAGCCUGCUCCAAACUCCUUUAUCUUUUGAAUGUCUACAUCUUUGAGCCAGAAGAUUUGGAGCUGAAUUUGAUUGUAUUUCACUGGCCCCAAAACAUCCUGCAUGCUUUUGAGCUCAGUGAUGAGGUGCUACAAAACGCUAAGGAGAAAGAAAAGACAGAGCUUAUUGCCAAAAGGGAAAAAUUAAUGGUAGACCUGGAAGUUUUGGGAUGCAGAAUAGAGGAGUUCUCACAAUACUCUGAGCUGAGUAGAAUGCAGCAGUAUGUUGCAAAUGUAAUAAAAGUUCAGAAACUUCUCCACGAGGCUGAGAAGGCUAUUGUCCUUAUCAAUGAGGAAGAGGCUUUUUACGAAUGGGACUUAACAAGUUACCCAGAGGUUGAAGUUCUCAAAGAGAGCAUGGAACCAUAUCAGAAGCUGUUUGGAUUUGUCCUGAAGUGGCAGCGCACAGAAAACAGAUGGAUGGAUGGCUCCUUUUUGGAGCUAGAUGGGGAAAGCAUGGAAGUCCAACUGGAUGAGUUCUACAGGGAGAUCUUCAAGAUGCUGAAGUUUUUCCAGCAGAAGCAGAUUAAAGCUGCACAAGAGAUGGAGAAGAUCUCUGGGAAGACAAGAGAAAAUAUCUCUACGAAGACAAGACAAAGUCCUAGGGAAGAAGAUCUAAAGAAACAGGAGAGUCCAACAAUAGUUGUGUGCUCUACUGUAAUGAAACAGAUCAAAAUGUUCCGGGACUACAUCCCUGUGGUGUCCAUCUUGUGCAACCCUGGUAUUAGAACUCGUCACUGGAACCUUAUGUCAAAGAUAGUUGGGUUUGACCUCACUCCUGACUCUGGUACAACCCUACGGAAAGUUCUCAAACAAAACCUAGCACCUUACCUGAAUGAAUUUGAAUCUAUUAGUGCUGCUGCUAGUAAGGAGUUUUCUAUGGAGAAGGCAAUGCAGACCAUGGUACAGAUUUGGGAUGAUAUUUCCUUCCACCAUCAACCUUACAGAGAAACUGGUGUUUCCAUCUUAACUGCCUUGGAUGAUAUCCAGACAGUGUUAGAUGACCAGAUUGUAAAGACUCAGACAAUUAGGGGUUCACCAUUCAUCAAACCCUUUGAAAAUAAAAUCAAGCAAUGGGAGGAGCGCCUACGUCAUAUUCAGGAAACCAUAGACGAGUGGCUUAAGGUGCAAGCCCAGUGGCUUUACCUGGAGCCCAUCUUUUCAUCGCAGGACAUCAUGCAUCAGAUUCCAAAAGAAGGGAGACUUUUUCAAAUUGUUGACAAAAACUGGAAAGAGAUCAUGAGACACUGUGUUAAGGAUUCUAAAGUUCUGCCAGCAACCUCAUUACCUGGUUUGCUUGGAAAACUGCAAGAUUCCAACACCCAUCUUGAUAACAUAAUGAAAGGCUUGAACGCCUACCUGGAGAAGAAACGUCUCUUUUUCCCUCGGUUUUUCUUCUUGUCCAAUGAUGAAAUGCUCGAGAUUCUCUCAGAGACUAAGGACCCUCUGCGAGUUCAGCCUCAUCUGAAGAAGUGCUUCGAGGGUAUUUCCAAACUGGACUUCUUACCCAAUCUGGAUAUCCAGGCCAUGUACAGCAGUGAAGGGGAGCGUGUUGAGCUAAUCCAGCACAUCUCUACAUCUGAAGCCAAAGGAGCUGUGGAGAAGUGGCUGGUGCAGGUGGAGGAUGUGAUGGUUCGCAGUGUCAGAGAUGUUGUGGCCUGCUCCAGAGUGGCCUAUGGUGAGACGGCACGGGACCAGUGGGUCAAGGAGUGGCCUGGUCAGGUGGUCAUCUGCACCUCGCAGAUGUUUUGGACCUUAGAAGUUCAUGAAGCCAUCAAAACAGGGGCUAAUGGUAUAAAGGACUACUAUCAACAACUCCAAAAGCAACUGAAUGACAUUAUAAAGCUGGUGAGAGGAAAACUAGCCAAGCAAACACGGACUACUCUGGGAGCACUUGUCACCAUCGAUGUUCAUGCCAGGGAUGUAGUCAUGGAGCUUAUUGAGAAAGGUGUAUCGCAUGAAACUGAUUUCCAAUGGCUAGCCCAGCUUCGUUAUUACUGGAGCAAUGACAACGUUCGUGUUCGCAUAAUCAACUGUGACGUUAAAUAUGCCUACGAGUACCUGGGCAACUCUCCACGUCUGGUCAUCACUCCUCUGACUGACCGAUGUUACCGAACCUUGAUUGGAGCUUUCUACCUGAAUUUGGGUGGUGCACCUGAGGGUCCAGCAGGAACUGGAAAGACUGAAACCACCAAAGAUUUGGCCAAAGCUCUUGCUGUUCAGUGCGUGGUGUUUAACUGUUCAGAUGGAUUGGACUAUCUUGCUAUGGGAAAGUUUUUUAAAGGUUUAGCUUCGUCUGGAGCAUGGGCAUGCUUUGAUGAAUUCAACCGUAUUGAGCUGGAGGUGCUGUCUGUAGUAGCGCAGCAGGUUCUGUGCAUCCAGAGGGCCAUCGAGCAGAGACUGGAGUACUUUGACUUUGAAGGAACCACACUUAAACUCAACCCCAACUGCUUUGUGUCCAUAACAAUGAACCCUGGCUAUGCAGGACGUUCAGAGCUCCCAGACAACCUUAAGGUGUUGUUUCGAACAGUGGCCAUGAUGGUUCCAAACUAUGCUCUAAUAGCAGAGAUCUCGCUGUAUUCUUACGGCUUCCUCAACGCCAAACCACUGUCAGUAAAAAUUGUGAUGACCUACAGGCUUUGUUCAGAGCAGCUCUCCUCUCAGUUUCAUUAUGAUUAUGGUAUGAGAGCUGUCAAAGCAGUACUUGUAGCUGCAGGAAACCUCAAGCUCAAGUAUCCUGACGAGAAUGAAGACAUUCUGCUCCUGAGAUCCAUAAAGGAUGUUAACGAGCCCAAGUUUCUCUCUCAUGAUAUUCCGCUCUUCAAUGGCAUCACCAGCGAUUUAUUUCCAGGCAUUUCUCUUCCUAUCGCUGACUAUCAGCUGUUCUUAGAGGCUGCUGAAGAAUGCUGUAAAAAUCACAACGUACAGCCAACGCAGGUCUUCUUACAAAAGAUGAUCCAAACAUAUGAGAUGAUGGUUGUUAGACACGGGUUUAUGUUGGUGGGAGAGCCCUUUGCUGGAAAGACAAAGGUGCUGCAUGUUUUGGCAGACACUCUGACUCUCAUGAAUGAAAAAGGGUAUGGAGCAGAAGAAAAGGUCAUCUUCAGGACAAUGAAUCCAAAGUCCAUUACAAUGGGACAGCUCUUUGGCCAGUUUGACCUAGUUUCUCAUGAGUGGACAGAUGGGAUUGUGGCCAACACAUUUCGUGAGUUUGCAUUAGCUGACACACCAGACCGCAAGUGGGUGGUGUUUGAUGGUCCCAUAGAUACUCUGUGGAUUGAGAGUAUGAACACUGUGCUGGAUGACAACAAAAAAUUGUGUCUAAUGAGUGGUGAGAUCAUUCAGAUGUCAAGUCAGAUGAGUCUGAUUUUUGAAGCCAUGGAUUUAUCACAAGCUUCUCCUGCCACAGUCAGUCGAUGUGGGAUGAUCUACAUGGAGCCGUCUCAGCUGGGCUGGAAGCCUUUGGUGAUCUCCUGGAUGAACACUCUUCCUGAAGCUCUGCAGACCCAUGUCAGCCGCUCUCUACUGCUGGAGCUCUUCCUCUGGCUCCUGCCACCCACCCUGAUACAUCUGCGAAAACACUGCAGAGAAGUUGUUCCAACAAGCAACAGUAACACUGUAGUGUCCCUGUGUCGAUUGUUUGAGAUGCUUCUCACUGAACCAGUAAAGACGAAUCCUGGAUAUCCAGAAAUUCGUACUUGGAUCAUGGCAGCUUUUACGUUCUCUCUGGUCUGGUCUGUGGGUGGUGCCUGUGAUGCAGACAGCAGAGAGAAGUUUAGUGAGUUCUUCAGGAGAACCAUUUCAGGAAAAACAAAGGAAAAUCCAAUCCCUCAAACAGUGGGGAAAUGGGAGUGUCCACUGGAUGAGAAAGGCCAAGUGUAUGAUUACUUUUACGAGUUUAAAGGAAAAGGCAAAUGGAUUCACUGGAAUGAGGAAAUUCAAAAUAUCAACCUUGGGGACAAAAACACAAAAGUACAGGAGAUCAUUGUUCCCACUAUAGAUACAGUUCGUUACACUUACUUAAUGGACCUUUGCAUCAACCACGGAGUCCCUCCUCUGUUUGUUGGUCCUACUGGCACUGGAAAGUCUGUCUAUGUGAAGGAGAAACUGAUGAAUAAUCUAGACAAAGACAGUUUUCUUCCCUUCUUCAUCAACUUUUCAGCUCGAACUAGUGCAAACCAAACUCAGAAUAUCAUCAUGUCCAGAUUGGAUAAGAGAAGGAAAGGUGUUUUUGGCCCUCCCAUGGGGAAAAAGUGUAUCAUCUUUGUAGAUGAUAUGAACAUGCCUGCUCUGGAACAGUUUGGUGCUCAGCCUCCUGUGGAGCUUCUUCGACAGUUCAUAGAUCAUGGAAACUGGUAUGACCUUAAGGAUACAUCCAAGAUUAGUCUUGUGGACCUGCAGCUCAUCUCAGCAAUGGGUCCCCCUGGUGGUGGAAGAAAUGCUAUAACUUCUCGAUUUCUACGGCAUUUGAACAUUUUUAGCAUAAAUCCCUUUAGUGACGAUACCAUGGUUUGGAUUUUCUCCAACAUUGUGAACUUCUAUCUGAAAAACAGUAUGUUCCCUCUUGAAUGUUUUCCUGUUGGCAACCAAAUAGUGACAGCAACAAUGAAAGUGUAUAAGGAAGCCAUGGAAAACCUGCUUCCAACACCAGCAAAGUCUCACUAUACGUUCAACCUACGAGACUUCUCCCGCGUCAUUCGAGGCUGCCUGCUGCUGAAGAAGGAGUCUCUGGAACACAAACAUACUAUGAUUCGGUUGUUUGUCCACGAGGUCCUCCGUGUCUACUACGACCGACUGGUGGAUGACAAGGAUAGAGCAUGGCUCUUUAAUCUGAUGAACAGCGUCCUCAAAGAUCAUUUCAAAGAGUCCUUUGAGCAGGUCUUUGAUCACCUGAAAAAAGGCCAUAAACUGGUAGAGGAAGACAUGCAGAAUCUUCUCUUUGGUGAUUACAUGAACCCUGACCAUGAGGAUGAUGAGCGUUUAUAUGCUGAGGUGCCCUCCAUGGAUACCUUUGCUGAAGUGGUGGAGUCAUGUCUUGAAGAAUACAACCAGAUGCACAAGAAUCGGAUGAACCUUGUCAUCUUCCGCUAUGUCCUGGAACACUUGUCCCGUAUAAGCCGAGUGUUAAAGCAGCCAGGAGGUAAUGCUCUGCUGGUGGGAGUGGGAGGCAGCGGUCGUCAGUCCAUCACCCGUCUGGCUACAUCAAUGGCUCAUAUGACCAUGUUCCAGCCUGAAAUCUCUAAGAGUUACGGCAUGACAGAGUGGAGGGAUGACCUCAAGAUGCUGCUGAAAAAUGCUGGGGUUAAAGGACAGAAGACAGUUUUCCUGAUAACUGAUGCUCAGAUCAAAGAUGAGGCUUUUCUGGAGGAUGUGGACAGUGUUCUGAACUCAGGAGAAGUACCUAAUCUGUUUGCUGUAGAUGAGAAGCAGGAAAUUAUGGAGACAAUGCGUCCCAUCGCUCAGGCUGGUAAUAAGAAUUUGGAGCUGAGCCCCUUGACUCUGUUUGCCUUCUUCGUGGCACGCUGUAGAGAGAACCUACACGUAGUUGUUGCCUUCAGUCCCAUCGGAAACACCUUUCGAAAUCGCCUACGACAGUUUCCAUCUCUUAUUAACUGCUGUACUAUUGACUGGUAUCAGUCAUGGCCAGAAGAAGCUCUUGAGCGAGUAGCCAACUCCUUCUUGGAGUCACUGGAGAUGAGUGAAAAUGAAAGGCAGGAGGUUAUACCCAUCUGCAAAACAUUUCACACCUCUGCCAAACAACUCUCACAAAGAUUCCUCACAGAACUAGGGCGCCCUAAUUAUGUGACUUCUACAUCCUACCUGGAGCUAAUCGCAGCUUUCCGUCUACUGCUCACUCAGAAAAGAGACACUGUCAUGAAAGCAAAACAGAGGUACAUCAAUGGUUUGGAUCAACUUGCCUUUGCUGAAUCUCAGGUUGCUGAGAUGAAAAAGGAGCUAGUAGAUCUACAACCCAAACUGGAACAGGCAAAGAUUGACAACACCAAAAUGAUGAAGGUGAUUAAACAGGAGUCUGUAGAAGUGGAAGCAAAAAGUAAAGUUGUGCGAGCCGAUGAAGAGGCAGCAACUAUAAAAGCCAGUGAAGCCCAGGCUCUGAAGAAUGAGUGUGAGAGUGACUUGGCUGAAGCCAUCCCAGUUCUGGAGGCUGCCAUCUCUGCCUUGAACACGUUAAAACCAACUGAUGUCACAAUUGUGAAAGCGAUGAAAAAUCCACCUUCAGGAGUGAAGCUGGUGAUGGCAGCUGUGUGUGUGAUGAAGAUGAUAAAACCAGAUAGGAUAGCUGACCCUGCUGGGACUGGGAAAAAGAUUUUUGAUUACUGGGGUCCAAGCAAGAAGCUACUGGGAGAUAUGAACUUUUUACGAGAUCUGAAAGAAUAUGACAAAGACAAUAUUCCUGUCCCUGUGAUGCAAAAAAUCCGUAGUGAGUUCAUGACCAACCCUGACUUUAAUCCCAGCAUUGUGGCUAAGGCCUCCUCUGCAGCAGAAGGUCUGUGCAAGUGGAUCCAAGCAAUGGAGGUCUAUGACAGGGUGGCAAAGGUUGUUGCCCCUAAAAAGGCCAACCUUGCAGAGGCACAGGAGUCCCUGGCUGUUACCAGGGCUCUGCUAGACCAGAAAAGAGACGAGUUAAAAGAAGUUGAGGACCGCUUGGCUGCACUUCAGACAACCUUUGAGGAGAAGACAGAGGAGAAGGCCCAACUGGAGUUCCAAGUAGAUUUGUGCGGAAAGAAGCUAGAGAGGGCUGAAAAGCUCAUUGGUGGUCUGGGUGGAGAAAAAAGCAGAUGGUCAAAAGCUGCAGAUGAUCUGCAGAACACCUAUGACAACUUGACUGGGGACGUUCUUAUCUCUGCUGGUGUCAUUGCAUACUUGGGAGCGUUCACUGCUGGUUUCAGACAGAGCUGCACUAAGUUAUGGACCAGUCUCUGCCAAUCUAAGAAUAUCCCAUCCUCAGAUGACUUCUCUCUCAGUAAAACUCUGGGAGAUCCCAUAAAAAUCAGAGCUUGGAACAUUGCAGGCCUUCCCAGUGACUCCUUCUCUAUUGACAAUGGUGUCCUUGUCAGUAACUCACGUAGAUGGCCUUUGAUGAUUGAUCCUCAAGGUCAAGCCAACAAAUGGGUGAAGAAUUCAGAGAAGGACAAUAACCUGAGUGUAGUCAAGCUAACAGAUGCAGACUACAUAAGAACUUUAGAAAAUUGCAUUCAGUUUGGAACACCCUUGUUGCUGGAGAAUGUAGGCGAAGAGCUGGACCCGUCUCUUGAACCACUGCUGCUUAAACAAACCUUCAAACAAGGUGGUGUGGAUUGCAUCCGGCUUGGCGAGAGUGUAAUCGAGUACUCACCUGAUUUCCGUUUCUACGUCACCACUAAGCUCAGGAACCCACACUAUCUACCAGAACUGGCCACCAAAGUGUCUUUGCUCAAUUUUAUGAUCACACCAGAGGGUCUGGAGGACCAGCUGCUGGGGAUCGUUGUUGCAAAGGAAAUACCAGAACUAGAAGAGGAGAGAAACGCAUUAAUCCUGCAGUCAGCUGACAAUAAGAGGCAGCUAAAGGAAAUAGAAGAUAAAAUACUGGAAACUCUGCAAUCUUCUGAGGGAAACAUCCUGGAGGAUGAGAGUGCCAUUCAGAUUCUAGACUCUGCAAAGCUCAUGUCAAAUGAGAUUACCAAGAAACAGCAGAUUGCAGAGAAAACCGAGAUCAAGAUUGCUGAGUCUAGAGAAGGUUACAGACAGAUUGCCAAGCAUUCAUCGAUCUUGUUCUUCAGUAUUGCUGAUUUGACCAACAUAGACCCCAUGUACCAGUACUCACUCAGCUGGUUUGUGAACCUCUACAUUAACUCUAUUCAACACAGUUUGAAAUCCAAGAUGCUGGAGAUAAGGCUUCAAUAUUUAGCUACUCACUUCACCUAUAACCUGUACUGUAACGUCUGUCGGUCUCUCUUUGAGAAGGACAAACUCCUCUUCUCCUUCCUUCUCUGCUGCAACUUGCUACUAGCAAAGGGGGAGAUUGAGUACCAGGAUUUUAUGUUCUUGCUGACUGGGGGAGUGGGCCUGCAGAACACCAUUCCCAACCCAGACCCCAGCUGGCUACAGGAAAAGAGCUGGGAAGAAAUCUGCAGAGCUAGUGAACUGCCCAGCUUACAGGGAAUAAAAGAGGCUUUCAUGAAGAGCCCAGCAGACUUUAAACCUAUUUACGACAGCAAAGAGCCAUGCAGUGUUGGGCUGCCAGAUCCUUGGUCUGAGCGUCUCGGUAACCUGCAGAAAAUGAUCAUUAUCCGCUGUCUCAGGCCUGAUAAGAUACUACCAGCUGUCACUAAAUAUGUGACUAACAAUCUGAAAAAGAACUUUGUUCAGCCCCCUCCCUUUGACUUGAGUAAGAGCUACCUGGACUCCAACUGCACCAUCCCGCUGGUGUUUGUUCUUUCUCCAGGAGCAGAUCCCAUGGCUAGUUUAUUAAAGUUUGCCAGUGACAAGAAAAUGAGUGAUACUAAGUUCCAGUCUAUCUCUCUGGGUCAGGGCCAGGGGCCCAUAGCUGCUAAAAUGAUAUCCACAGCUAUGCAGGAUGGCACGUGGGUCUGUUUGCAGAAUUGUCACCUGGCUGUUUCGUGGAUGUCCACUCUAGAGAAAAUCUGUGAGAACUUCAGUCCUGCAACAUGCCACCAAGAUUUCCGUCUCUGGCUCACAAGUUACCCAUCAUCCAAAUUUCCAGUGACCAUCCUGCAGAAUGGGGUAAAAAUGACAAAUGAGCCCCCUACAGGACUUCGUCUCAACCUGCUGCAGUCUUACUUGACAUAUCCUAUUUCUGACACAAACUUCUUCAAUAACUGCCCAAAUAAAGAGAUAGUUUGGGAGAAGCUCCUGUUUGGAUUGUGCUUCUUCCAUGCUCUUGUUCAAGAGAGGAAGAAAUUUGGUCCACUGGGGUGGAACAUUCCCUACGGCUUUAACGAGUCUGACCUUCGCAUAAGCAUCAGACAGCUUCAGCUGUUUGUUAAAGAAUAUGAUAAGGUGCCCUUGGAGGCCAUAACGUAUCUGACUGGAGAGUGUAACUAUGGUGGUCGUGUCACCGACGACUGGGAUCGGCGGCUCCUGCUGACUAUCUUGGCUGAUUUCUACAACAAGGGCAUUAUUGAGACACCUAGCUACCGUUUGUCACCCAGCGGUGAAUACCUUAUCCCACCUAAAUCUAGCUACAAAGACUACAUUAUUUUCAUUAAGAAUCUUCCAUUCAGCCAGCAUCCAGAAGUGUUUGGGAUGCAUGAAAAUGUUGACAUCUCUAAAGAUUUGCAGCAAACUAAGCUGCUGUUUGAUUCGCUGCUUCUGACCCAGGGUGGAGGCGCAAAGGGUGGGGCCAGUACUGGAAGUGACCACACCCUGUAUGACAUCGCUAAUGACAUCCUUACCAAGCUUCCAACUAAUUUUGACACUGAAGCGGCUCUCUUGAAGUUCCCAGUGCUCUAUGAAGAAAGUAUGAACACAGUCCUCGUUCAGGAAAUGGAGCGCUACAACAUGUUGUGUGGCACUAUUCGUGUGAGUCUACAGAACCUCGUAAAAGCUAUUAAGGGCUUGGUGGUGAUGGAUUCAGAGCUGGAGGCAGUUGCAGGCAAUUUGAUAGUGGGCAAGGUCCCAGACAAAUGGGCCAAGCGCUCUUACCCAAGUCUCAAACCUCUGGGUAGUUACAUUAAUGACUUUCUCUUAAGGCUCAGAUUUUUACAGGUUUGGUAUGAAACCAGAAAGCCCAGAGUGUUCUGGCUGUCUGGCUUCUUCUUCACACAAGCCUUCCUGACUGGAGCUAUGCAGAACUAUGCCAGGAAAUAUCAUAUCCCCAUUGACAUGUUGGGCUUUGAUUUUGAGGUCCUUCCAAUUGAUAUGUCAGAAGCAGAGCCUGAAGAUGGUGUUUACAUUCAUGGGUUGUUUCUUGAUGGAGCUCGAUGGGACAAAGAAAGUGGAGUUCUGGCUGAGCAGCAUCCUAAAGUACUGUUUGACUCUAUGCCCAUCAUUUGGAUAAAACCCACUGAAAAGAAAAGCAAUGGUGAACCUCAGAAAAUAUAUGUUUGCCCUCUUUAUAAGACCAGUGCGAGGAAGGGCACUCUCUCUACUACUGGCCACUCAACCAAUUUUGUAAUUUCCAUGCUGUUGCCCACCAGCAAGCUCCCUCAGCACUGGGUUAAACGUGGCGUGGCCAUGCUCUGCCAGCUCGAUGACUGAGAUCAGACAACACACCGCUGGAG
Messenger RNA from Nematolebias whitei (Rio pearlfish), 11969 nucleotides. It is a transcript of the gene dnah12, whose product is annotated as dynein, axonemal, heavy chain 12. Gene Ontology annotation, biological process: microtubule-based movement. NCBI's taxonomy places the organism in Eukaryota, Metazoa, Chordata, Actinopteri, Cyprinodontiformes, Rivulidae. Gene Ontology annotation, cellular component: dynein complex. Gene Ontology annotation, molecular function: dynein intermediate chain binding; ATP hydrolysis activity; dynein light intermediate chain binding. The record is from RefSeq and is a predicted model, not a curated record. The transcript is spliced from 74 exons. The coding region runs from base 1 to 11946 and encodes 3981 amino acids.